AUGAAUAAAAAGAAUGAAGCUGAUGUAAAAUCAACCAAAAUAAAAGAUUUUGUAGGGACCAAUAUUGCAGAAGAGCCCACAGCAGCAUUGUCCUAUGGAAAUAACUGGGACAUUGUAGUAAAGGAAGCAGAAACUACUAUCUUAUGUACUGAAGGCCAGAAAAACAUCAGUUUUUAUGAAACAAAAGCUGCUUCACAUCCAAAUUUUAAACAAGUAAAUUUUCCAGUUCAAUCAUUGAUUAACACAUGGACUGUCGACCAGGUGAAUCCAGCAUUUCUGUUUAAAUAUGAUCGGGAGGACAGCCUGUCAGAUGGACUGCUUCAUUGUCUGACACCAGCAUUAUGGUCAGAGGAAAAGCAUACAAUACAAAUAGCCACACAUGUCCAGCAAACGGAACGCAGUAGUCAUAAAGACAAUGAGUCUGAAAAACCUUCCCUGAGUGCUGAAUAUACAGUUACAAAACUAUUGAAGACUUCCAGUAGACCUAACAGCUCACUCUGCAAUAGUGGGAAGUCUGAAUGUAGUUCCAGUGGUGAGGAUGUCAUUAUAUGGACUAAAGGCAAUAUAAUGGGGAAAGGAGCCUAUGGUACAGUAUAUUGUGGUCUAACCAGUCAAGGUCAAUUAAUCGCUGUUAAACAGAUUGGCUUGGAUCCAACAAAUCAAACUGCAGCAGAAAAGGAAUAUCAAAAACUGGAGGAGGAAAUUGAGCUACUUAAAGAUCUAAAUCAUGUCAACAUUGUGCGUUUCCUGGGUACAAACCUAGAGGCCAAUGUUGUCAGUAUAUUCAUGGAGUUUGUUCCUGGAGGAUCCAUAGCAAGUAUUUUAAGUUGUUUUGGACCAUUAUCAGAGCCUGUGUUUUGCGGAUAUACUAAACAAAUUUUAAAAGGAGUGGAUUAUUUACAUGAUAACAAUGUAAUUCACAGGGAUAUUAAAGGAAACAAUGUCAUGCUUAUGCCUAAUGGUGUGAUAAAGCUCAUCGAUUUUGGAUGCGCUAAGUGUAUGGCAUGUGUAAAUAUGAAUGACACGCAGACUGAAAUGUUAAAAUCAAUGCAUGGAACAGCUUACUGGAUGGCACCUGAAGUGAUUAAUCAGACUGGACAUGGCAGAAAAUCGGAUAUUUGGAGUAUAGGCUGCACUGUGUUUGAAAUGGCAUCUGGGAAACCACCUUUGGGCCACAUGGACAAGAUGGCAGCCAUGUUUUACAUUGGAGCACAUCGAGGACCGAUGCCCACUCUUCAUGAUCAGUUUUCUGAGAACGCUCAAGAUUUUGUACAAAUUUGUUUGACAAGGUGA
This is a messenger RNA of Mobula hypostoma (lesser devil ray), 1293 nucleotides long. RefSeq names its product mitogen-activated protein kinase kinase kinase 19 (gene map3k19). The transcript has 3 exons. Gene Ontology annotation, molecular function: ATP binding; protein kinase activity. Bases 1 to 1293 code for a protein of 430 amino acids. Gene Ontology annotation, biological process: protein phosphorylation. Lineage: Eukaryota; Metazoa; Chordata; Chondrichthyes; Myliobatiformes; Myliobatidae. The record is from RefSeq and is a predicted model, not a curated record.